AAUGCUGCGCAGUUGGCAACACUGUCGUAUCGUAUGACAUAUGGGAGUGCGAACGAAAAAAGAGCCGAAGAAGAAGAAGAAGAAGAGUUCUAGACAGCGUUAUGUCAAAACUUUAGUUGAAAAUAGCGUGAACAGUAGUCUUUUUCGUAAUUUUCGCCCGCAGUCCGAAGCAGUGCGGUGUGUGUAUAACCAAGUGGCAGUCAGAGAAAAGUUUCGGUGUGUCGUGUCCUGCACAAUAACGAGAUAGCGAAAAAAAACACACAGCAAAUAACCGAAAAUGCAGAGCCAAGGAGAAAACCUAAUUUGUGAAGCCGCUGACGAUUUAAAUCAAAUUUUUUCCUAUGAAAAUGAUUUGAAAUCGCAAUUACAUCGCCCAUUCUACCAUCAAAAUGGUCUAACGAAGCAACUAUCAUCGCAAUUGAUUAAGGGCUCCCCACGAACUGACAAUUACAACGGCCACAAAAAUACUACACAUCAACUGAAUUCUGAUACGGCAAAUGGAAAAAUUAUUACAAACGGCAUAAGAGAUAAUAAUCGCAAGCAGUCGACGACGUCAGAGUCAAUGAGUUCUAAACAUGAAAAACCAAAGGAAUCCUUUGAGCCAAUCCCAAUGCUGGCGGCAUGUUUAACGUACAUAGGCUUUUAUUUUUUGAUGCUGUUGGGAUUUUUAAAUCAACUGCUGUUUGCGCCGAAAGUUGCUACGGAACGCAAUCGGGAGGGCUAUGCGCCGCUGUACGACAGUUUCGAACAAUUUUACUUGAGGUAUGUUUAUCGUCGAAUUCGUGAUUGCUUUAAUCGGCCGAUUUGCAGUGUGCCUGGAGACGAAGUAACAUUGAAGGAUCGCAUUACCAAGGACAAUUGUUGGACGUUCGAAUUCACCGGCACCGAAACUAAGUGCUUGAAUUUGGGUUCAUACAAUUAUCUUGGUUUUGCAUCUAAUUCGGGCCCGUGUGCCGACACAUCGAUUGAGUCGAUCCGUGAGUACGGUUUAGCAACGUGUUCAACACGCACCGAACUCGGCUCGAUACCACUACACACCCAAUUGGAGGCUUUAACGGCUCGUUACCUUGGAGUCGAAGAUGCAAUCACAUUCGGAAUGGGCUUUGGCACAAACUCGUUAAAUAUCCCAGCAUUGUUAUCGCCCGGCUGUUUGGUUGUGAGCGAUGAAAAGAAUCAUGCUUCCAUUAUUCUAGGAUUAAGAUUAUCGGGCGCUACAACCAGAGUAUUUCGUCACAACAAUAUGCACGACUUGGAGCGUGUGCUGAAGAAUGCUAUUGUGAAUGGGCAACCAAAGAGCCGAUUGCCAUGGAAAAAAAUAAUGAUUGUGGUUGAAGGUGUGUUCAGUAUGGAGGGUUCAAUUGUUAAAUUGCCCGAAGUGAUUGCAUUGAAAAAGAAAUACAAAGCGUACGUUUUUUUGGACGAGGCACACAGCAUUGGUGCAUUGGGCGAGAAUGGUGGCGGUGUGGUGGACUUUUACAAAGUCGAUCCGAAUGACGUGGACAUUUUAAUGGGAACGUUUACAAAGAGUUUUGGUUCGGCUGGAGGCUAUAUUGCUGGGUCAAAGAAACUAAUAAACUAUUUGCGAGUGCACAGUCAUGCUCAUUGCUAUGCAAGCAGCAUGUCGCCACCAGUGGCCCAACAAAUCAUUUCAUCGAUGAGCAUAAUCAUGGGUUUGGAUGGUACGGAUGAAGGUAAACGACGCAUCGAACGAUUGGCAAGGAACACAUUAUAUUUCCGUCGACGAUUAGCCCAAAUGGGAGUUAUUACACUUGGUCACGAUAAUUCGCCCGUUGUGCCAAUGAUGGUCUAUCUAUUCUCGAAAAUAGCUGCUGUUGUGCGUGAACUUUUGAAUCGAAAAAUUGCUGCGGUUGGCGUUGGAUUCCCGGCAACACCAAUCAUGGCUGGCCGAAUUCGCUUCUGUUUAUCGGCCGCACACACCAAAGAGCAACUCGAUCAUGCUUUGGAUAUUAUGGACGAUGUCGCCGGAAAACUUGGUCUCAAACACUCAAGCAAACCGAGCGAACAAGGCCAAAUUGAAUAUUAAAGCCAAUUUACUCUCUUUUAACCAAUUUACAAAGCACAUACAAAAUUCACAUGCACACAACAAGAACAACACAAACACACAUUUACACAAAAUUAUCAAAUUAUUCAGAGGUUUUAAAAGAAUCGUGAUUGAAAACGAUUUGGAGACAAAAAAAACUUAGAAGAAAUAAUAAAAAAUCAAACAGUUUCAGAUAAAUGUGUAUCAAUUGGUCAUAUUUACAUUUAGUGUGUAGAGAUUUGCCAAAAACAGUUGUUCAAUCAAAACACCAAUCAAAAAGAGACCGCUAAAACAAAUAUUAUGCAUUAAGUGUAGAGCCAAAGCACAGCCAACGAAGCAAACAUACGUAUUUACAGUAUUCAGAAUAAAAUGAAGUAAAAAAAAACAUAAAUAUUAUCGUGACUUAAGAUUGAUAUUAAAAAAAAGUGUGUCAUAACAACAGAAAAAAACACACACACAUUUUGUUUAAACAUUCUGUCCAGUUGGAACCAAUAACCUCUUAGAAUAAUAAUUAUUACAUAUUUUAACUAUAAAUUAUUAUAUGUAUGAACAUCAGCAGAAACAAACAAUAACCUCAAACAUUUGUUAAGCGUAUGCAUACAAAAUAUCUUCACGUGUUCUCUAUAUUUUAUUUCUCUCCUUUUAUGCUCGUAGUACGGUAGAAAUAUGAUAAUCACCUAAUUUAAAAUAAAGUCUAUGCUUAUAUGUUAUGCAAAAAAAAA
Sitodiplosis mosellana (orange wheat blossom midge) is the source of this 2763-nucleotide messenger RNA. RefSeq names its product serine palmitoyltransferase 2 (gene lace). Bases 278 to 2044 code for a protein of 588 amino acids. The record is from RefSeq and is a predicted model, not a curated record. Gene Ontology annotation, cellular component: serine palmitoyltransferase complex. Gene Ontology annotation, molecular function: serine C-palmitoyltransferase activity; pyridoxal phosphate binding. The transcript has 6 exons. NCBI's taxonomy places the organism in Eukaryota, Metazoa, Arthropoda, Insecta, Diptera, Cecidomyiidae. Gene Ontology annotation, biological process: ceramide biosynthetic process; sphingosine biosynthetic process.